Molecule: messenger RNA, 2634 nt
Organism: Exophiala spinifera
Lineage: Eukaryota; Fungi; Ascomycota; Eurotiomycetes; Chaetothyriales; Herpotrichiellaceae
Exons: 1
Coding region: 1-2634 (877 amino acids)
Biological process (GO): retrograde transport, endosome to Golgi
Cellular component (GO): GARP complex
Source: RefSeq, a predicted model, not a curated record
AUGAAUGGCACACAGUCGGAGGUAGAUCUCCUGGACGUGGGUAAGUCAUCUCACCCAGCUAUACCUCGUGUGUCUCUGAUAUACGCAGACGACUAUGACCCAAUCGAACACCUGAAUCAGAUCUUCUCCCAUCCCUCCACCCUUUCCUCCGUCAGCCAAACGCACCGAAUACUCCAGGCCUAUCAGGAUGACCUCGACCAUGAGAUCGACCUCCUCGAGGACGAGCAGGUUAGAGCCAACGCAGAAUGCCUGCUACGAAUGCAAGCGACAAAGGCAGAGCUGGCCGACCUGUUUCAGCGGAUCGACAGUGUCCGUGAAAGAGCGGUGCAAACUGAACGCAACAUCACCGAGAUGACAGCCGAUAUCAAACAGUUGGACAAUACAAAGAAGAACCUCACUCUGUCUAUGACCGCCCUAAAGAGGCUUCAAAUGCUGACGACUGCCUAUGAGCAAUUGAGAGUGUUGGGCAAGACCAAACAAUAUCGAGAAUGUGCUCAAUUGCUUCAAGCCGUCAUCCAGCUCAUGGCGCAUUUCAAGUCAUAUCGUUCAAUAGACCAGAUUGCUUCUCUUAGCAGGAAUGUUGCUGACAUCCAACGGGAACUUCUGGAACAGGUGUGCGAAGAUUUCGAGAUCACAUUCACAAAAGAAGAGGUGGCUCAGAAGAGAGGUCUUUUGCAUGAAGCAUGCUUGGUCGUAGACGCUCUCGGUGAUGCCGCAAGGUCCCGCUUGAUCACUUGGUACUGCAACACGGAACUACGUCAAUAUAGACAUAUCUUCAAGUGGGACCAAGAGGCAGGUUCGCUGGACAACAUCGAUCGUAGGUAUGCAUGGUUCAAGAAGACGCUGAAGAUCUACGAUGAAGAACAUGCUGCCAUCUUCCCCCUUCAUUGGCGUGUAAAUGAGGUACUUGCAAAUGUCUUUGCAGAAGGCACCCGGGAGGAUUACAAAGGCAUUCUGUCCAGGACCACGCGUAACGGACAGACCAUUGAUGUCAAGAUGCUGUUAUCUUGCCUGCAACAAACUCUGGAUUUCGAACACGGUCUGGAGAGACGCUUCAACCAAUCCUCCCGAACAUCAAUCGACACUGUGACUUCUAGCAACGAUACUCCUCUGUUCUCACAACCCAUAUCUGACGCAUUUGAGCCAUACUUGAGUCUCUGGGUAGAUGCUCAGGACAAGGAAUUGGCCAGCUUGUUGCCUCAAUAUAGGCAGAGGCCUACCAGGCUGGCAGAUGAGGAGUUUUCUUCUCAGCAGGUGAUUCCAUCGUCCACGGAAUUGUUCAACUUCUACCGGCACUCAUUGACCCAAUGCGCGAAGCUUUCCACUGGGCAACCAUUGUUGGACCUGUCCAAAGUAUUCGGACGUUACCUAGACCAGUAUGCCCAACAAGUUCUGUUGUUUCAUAUCUCCGAAAAGCCAUCAGGAGGAACGCCCUCUCGAAAUCCAACCACCGAAGAUGUUAUAUUGGUAUUGAACACCGCCGACUAUUGCUUUAAUACCUCCAACUCACUGGAAGAAAAAAUCAAAAGUCGUAUCGAUGAGAACCUCAGGGAGAGCGUGGAUCUACAAAGCCAAGCGGACGCCUUCAUGGGCAUAGCGAGUGCUGCCGUUCGAGCCUUAGUGCGCCGAGUCGAAGUUGAUCUUGAGCCCAGCUGGAGGGAGAUGAGGAAUAUUGCUUGGUCCAGAAUUGAGAGCUGUGAGGACAAGAGCUCCUACAUCAACGGGCUUCAAAGCCGUAUCAAGGACAGGUCCGGGGAGAUUCUGUCGAUGUUACACAAGCAGCAAUAUGCACGGGCGUUUGCAGACAACCUGGUGGAGCUUCUUGCUUCGACCUAUACUUCGAAUAUCGCGCUAUGCCGGCCGAUCUCUGAGGGCGGCGCCGAACAGAUGCUGCUGGAUACUCACGAGAUCAGGAACACCUUGAGCCACAUUCUGCCUGGCACUCCUCCAACACUAUUCAUAAAACGCGUCACGGCAGCCUUCGGCAAAGUCGAGCCUUUGCUAAAGACGUUACAAGUCCGCCCUUCGCCACCUGAAGCUUUGGUACAGGCUUACCUGAUCCACAUCGCCGAUCUGUCUGAAACCAACUUCCGCAAAAUCCUCGAAAUGAAAGGAAUCAAGACAAAGGCGGACCAAAAUCAUCUGGUAGAAUUGUUUCAGAUGCACAAGUUCAGUCCACGAUAUAAGGAUUCACUGGUAGAAAGAUCCCCUCUGCUGACUUCUAUAAAUUUUUCGGGAUCAGCGGUGGUACCAGUGCAAGCCUCUACUCCGGCGACAGCAUUGCACAACUUGUCGGCCCUGGGUAAUUCGGCAGCAGCAUCUCUUAGCACUGCCAACCUCCCGGCCAACAUGAAGUUCGACGCGUCCGGGUUGGGGAAUGCUAUUAUUGAUCGGUUUAGCAGCCCAAGCAUUGGUACACCCAGGGAUGGAGCACAAAGUCCACCUCCUGUUGGAGUGCCAAUUAUCAACGCGCCAGGCGAGGGUGGAUUCUCUGGAGGCGAUGCCGGUGCCAAGUUGAAUGAAAACCUCAAGAACAUUGGCAAAUUCUUCAAACGUGACUUGGGAGGUUUUGGAGGCAUCGGUAGGUUUGGGAGCAAAGCUACGAGCCCUGCUCCUCCCGAGGAUAGACGAUAG